AUGUUUAGCCCAACAAUUAUUAGAUCCUUAAGCUUUACAGCUUCAAGGGACUGGUGGUACCGGCUUAGCUUCUCUCAGGCUGGCCUACGGUCAGUCUCGUCGGAUAUCGGCGACGGAACCACCAUGCAUUGUUGGGUCCCUAAGGUGCACACCCAAUCUAAGCCAAACCUUCUCUUGGUUCAUGGAUUUGGUGCAAAUGCUAUGUGGCAAUAUGCUGAUGUUCUUCACCAUUUCAUGCCCAAAUACAAUGUAUAUGUGCCAGACCUCCUAUUCUUUGGAAGAUCCUACACCACCCAAAAAGAAAGGACAGAAACCUUCCAAGCAAAGUGCUUGAUGAAGCUAUUGCAUAUACAUGGAGUUCAAAAGGUGAACCUUGUAGGCAUAAGUUACGGCGGUUUCGUAGGAUAUAGCAUGGCUAACCAAUUUCCGGAGGCAGUGGAGAAGGCGGUGUUGUGUUGCACCGGCAUUUGUCUAGAAGAGAAGGACUUGAAAGAGGGGUUGUUCAAGGUUAAGGACUUAGAUGAAGCUGCCAAAAUCUUAAUGCCUCAAACUCCUGAUAAGUUGAGGGAGUUGAUGAGACUUUCCUUUGUUAGACCUCAAAAAGGAGUGCCUAAUUGGAUUUUGGCCGAUUUUAUCAAUGUUAUGUGUAAAACUUGUGUAAACGAGAAGAGAGAAUUGAUUGAAGAUAUACUCAAGGAUAGGCAAGUCUCAAAAUUACCAAAGAUCUCUCAUUCCACAAUGAUAAUAUGGGGAGAGCAAGAUCAAAUAUUCCCUUUGGAGCUGGGCUACCGAUUGCAACGGCACUUGGGGAGUAAUGCCCAGCUAGUGGUGAUCAAGGAUGCAGGGCAUGCAUUGAACUUAGAGAAACCAAGGGAGUUUGUAAAGCAUUUGAAAUCAUUUUUGAUUGAACCUCCAAAACCCCAAGGCAAAGAUCCUACUACUAUCGAAUGGUGGCAAUAACACAUUCAUAAUUUUAGCCUUUUGUACCUAACUUUUUGUGCA
Messenger RNA from Beta vulgaris subsp. vulgaris (sugar beet), 1002 nucleotides. RefSeq lists its product as hypothetical. The coding region runs from base 1 to 960 and encodes 319 amino acids. The record is from RefSeq and is a predicted model, not a curated record. NCBI's taxonomy places the organism in Eukaryota, Viridiplantae, Streptophyta, Magnoliopsida, Caryophyllales, Amaranthaceae. The transcript has 5 exons.